Molecule: messenger RNA, 555 nt
Organism: Cornus florida
Lineage: Eukaryota; Viridiplantae; Streptophyta; Magnoliopsida; Cornales; Cornaceae
Exons: 3
Coding region: 1-555 (184 amino acids)
Source: RefSeq, a predicted model, not a curated record
AUGGAUCCAUUUUGUUUGCCUACUUUAAUUGAUGAUGAUGAAGAAGAUGAAGAGGAGGAAAUGGGGGUGUGUUUGUUGUUUACUUACAUGGUCAUAGAGUACAUGGAACAUUAUAUGCUUCCACCAAGACUAUGUUGGGAAGGCUCCGCGAAUGACUCAAGAGUAUUAUUGGAAACUAUUUUUGAUUCUACAACGAAUUUUCCGUUGCCACCCAAAGGUAAGUAUUAUCUUGUGGAUUCUGGGUACACUAAUAUGAGGUACUUCUUAGCACCUUAUUGUGGCGAAAGAUAUCAUUUACAGGAAUAUAGGGGGAGACGAAUAAGGGGUCCUCAUGAACUAUUCAACUAUAGGCAUUCGUCACUGAAAAAUGUGAUAGAACGUUGUUUUGGUAUAUUAAAAAUGCGUUGGCCGAUCCUUAAGUUGAUGCCUCCUUACAAACUAAGUAUACAAGCACUCAUCGUUAUUGCUUGUUGCACAUUACAUAAUUUUAUUCGUGACGAAGCCCGUUUAGAUCGUCUUUUUGAUGAAUAUGGGGAUGAGAAUGUCAAUCUUUAA